CGAGCUGACUACCGCUACACACACUGAGUGGGACCGACGACAGCCACCAGGAAAAGGGCCUGCCCGAUCGGUGUCCCGCAAUAGAAAAAAAGGGAACUUCAACAGGCUCAAAAGACAACCGGGUAGUUGACCGGAUCCAGAAAAACUGCGGGGGGAAAACAAAAUUUAACGGGCAGAGAACCAUCAUAUAAAACCUUUACAAGAGGGACCGCUAUUCGAAACAGACGUCGUAAGGACUGCAGCUGGUCGAGAAGGGAAAGUGGUCAGCAGCAGUGAACUUUAAUUCGUUCUCUUAUCUGUAAAUAAUUGACUCUAGUCAUUGUUUUGCCUCCCGCGGUCCCAUUCUCCCGCUGCACUUGGACACCGUCUUCGAUUCACUUUUGCAAGAGGAAACGGCGGUUAUAUUUUAACACACCUGCUUGGUACUAUUGCUGCAGAUUGACACACAUAUUGUUUGCAGCGAGCGGACUACAGCUAAAACUGAGUUAUGCAUGCUUGGGUUUCCGCGUGGAGUCUGUAAGCCAGGAGUUAAUUUCGGUGACCUCGUGAGUGACCGGACUGGGAUCUGGACUAUGAUGGCAUCCUCGUGGGACAUCUCAGCGUGGUUGCUGUGGAGACGGGUAUUGCUUUCUUCACUCCUGGUGCUGUGGGUCAGCGGUCCCCGGUCUGAAGCGGGACAGGAGGACGCGUUCCACGCAGAGGCAUGGUUGAGGAUGUACGGCUACCUCCCCCAGGCCAGUAGACAGAUGUCCACCAUGAGGACAGCCCAGAUCCUGGCCAAUGCUGUGGGGGACAUGCAGCGCUUCUAUGGCCUGGAGGUUACUGGCACCAUGGACCCUGCAACCAUCACGGCCAUGCGGAGACCCAGGUGUGGUGUGCCUGACAAGUUCGGAGGUCAGAUUAAGACCAAUGUGAGGAGGAAACGCUACGCUCUGACUGGACACAAGUGGAACAAGAGUCACCUGACAUUUAGCAUCCAAAACUACACCCCCAAGGUGGGGGAGUACAAUUCAUUUGAGGCAAUUCGUCGAGCUUUCAAGGUGUGGGAGAAGGUCACGCCCCUCACUUUCGACGAGAUCCCUUACCAGGAGAUCAAAUAUGGCCGUCGCAAGGAGCCCGACAUCAUGAUUUUCUUCGCCUCCGGUUUCCACGGUGACAGCUCACCCUUCGAUGGCGAGGGCGGGUUCCUGGCUCACGCCUACUUCCCUGGGCCCGGCAUGGGGGGAGACACACACUUUGACUCUGACGAACCCUGGACCCUUGGGAACCAGAACCUGCAAGGUAACGACCUCUUCCUGGUGGCUGUCCAUGAGCUAGGCCACGCCUUGGGCCUGGAACAUUCCAACAACCCUAUGGCCAUCAUGGCUCCUUUUUAUCAGUGGAUGGAGACAGAUGACUUUCAGCUUCCCGAGGAUGACUUGAGGGGUAUACAGCAGAUCUAUGGUCAGCCAGGCGGCACCCCCACCCAGGCCCUCCCAACAGUGACCCCCCGCCGUCCGGCCAAGCCGGAGCCCCGCCCCCCCCAAACCCCCCCUCGGCGUCCGGACCGCCCACGCACCACGGAGCGUCCGGACCACUACGGCCCCAACAUCUGUGAGGGCAACUUCGACACGGUCACUAUGCUGAGGGGGGAGAUGUUUGUCUUCAAGGGGAGAUGGUUCUGGAGAGUUCGGAGAAACCGGGUCCUGGACAACUACCCCAUGCCCAUCGGACACUUCUGGAGAGGCCUGCCUGGGGACAUAGAUGCUGCCUAUGAGAGACACGAUGGGAAAUUUGUCUUCUUUAAAGGUAAUAAAUGGUGGCUGUUCCGGGAGGCUAACCUGGAGCCUGGCUACCCCCAGGAGCUGGUGGACUACGGCAGGGACAUCCCUUACGACAACAUCGACACAGCCAUCUGGUGGGAGCCGUCUGGGUUCACCUACUUCUUCCAGGGAGACUGGUACUGGCGCUUUAACGAGCAGUCGCGUGCGGCAGACAAAGACUACCCUAAGCCUAUCAGUGUGUGGGGGUCAGCAGUGCCCUCGUCUCCCAAGGGGGCCUUCCUCAGCGAUGACGGAGCCUACACCUACUUUUACAAGGGGUCCAAGUACUGGAAGUUUGAUAACCACCGUAUGAAGAGUGAGCCGGGGUACCCCAAGUCCAUCCUCAGAGACUUCAUGGGGUGCAGUGUGGACGUGGACGUGGACCGAGACCCCGACACGUCAGACCCGGGACGCAAACACCCGGACCUGGACCGGCCGCCCGUUAACCCCGACGCCACAGACAAAGACCGGGACAGGACCGGAACCGGCGGUACCGGUGGCACGGGGUCAGACACCAAUGACGUGGACUAUCGAGAGGAAGUGGAGGAGGAGACCAACGAGGUGGACGUGGUGCUGAAGGUGAACGACAGCGAGGAGCGAACCAUGAAUAUCAUCAUGGUCACCGUGCCACUGGUCCUGGUGCUGUGCAUUCUGGGAUUGAUCUACGCCAUUAUCAACACUCUGCAGAGGAAGGGCGCGCCACGCCUUUUUGUCCACUGCAAACGCUCCUUGCAGGACUGGGUUUGACAACCUCUGACCCUUGACCUGUACUUGACCCUAACAUAUUCUUUCGACCACUUCCCCUUCAACCACUCCACCUCACCACCUUCUUACCUUCAUCAAUGUGGUAGUAGAUUUAUACUGGCAAAUACUGUACAUACACACACACACACACACACACACACACACAGACACGCACCCACUCACUAUACCCCCAUGGUGCUCUGCAAUGCGUUGACUGUAUUCUAUUUAUACCAGAGAAGUUUGCACAUUGUUUUUCAUGUUUUAUGUUGAGGUUCAUAUUGUGUGAGAUAGUUUACGUGUAUUUGAAGGGUGUGUGACCUCCCUCCUCAGUCCUCCCUCCCUUCUCUGUCGUCCCUCUAUCCGCUCUCCCUCUUCUGUCCUUUAUCACUUUCUCCUCUCCCCUUCCUGCUCCCUCCAUCCUCCCGCCCUCUCUCCCUAAGGAUUCAGCCCUCUUCAGAAGAUCAGAGGACAGACAUGAGCAGGAGAGACACAAAACAUGGCUGUGCUUUUAUUAUUUUAUCUCGUGUGUUUGAGUGAACGGUUACACCCUGUUAGAUAAUGGCCCCUGCUUCUCAGAACUGUAACGUGAGAAGCCCCUGGCCCCCCCUGGCCCCUCCAACUCCCCAGGGCCCCAGGCUCUUCUGCUAAUCUUCUGCUCUCAAACACAGCAGGUGUGUGUGAACACUGCUAACCCGAGCCUUCACCUCCUACCAUGAGCUUCAGCUCAGCCACUACUGGGAUCCUCACAUCUCAGAGAGAGAGAGAGAGAGAGAGAGAGAGAGAGAGAGAGAGAGAGAGAGAGAAAGAGAGAGAGAGAGCCCAGGAGUUAGGGGGAGAUAGCUGGAAAGGGAGGGUGGACGUGAGACUGGGGGAAGGGAAUGGGCCAUCUGUUGGAGUUCAAAGAGGAGGUUGUGAAGUCCAGAAACUUUAUCUGAGGAGUAUUACUGCUGGAUGAUAGCCAAUAAGACUGAGUUGGUGCUGGUCUGGGUCUGCUUAUACAGACAGGGGGGGGAAGGGCUGGGGUGCGUGGGGCUGGAGGGUGAGGAGAGGGAAACAGAUGAGAGGGGGGAAGUGUUGAGGAGAGACUGGCGUGGGGGAGGGGGUGGCGGGUGAGAUUGGCCUUCGGUGCUUUCCCUGUUAGGACUCUUUCUGGCCUUGUGUCAUGUGACCCACAUUCUGCAGAUAGCUUGACUGUAGCCACCCGCUCCCAGGGCCAGUACAGUCCUGAUAUGACACCACACACACUCCUGAUUUAACACUACAUACACACACACUCCUGCAACGACAGUACAUAGGCACUCCUGAUUAAACCCUACAUACACACACAUACUCCUGAUAUGACCCUAUACACACACAAACACACUCCUGAUACGACACUAUGCACACA
Hypomesus transpacificus is the source of this 3933-nucleotide messenger RNA. RefSeq names its product matrix metallopeptidase 15b (gene mmp15b). NCBI's taxonomy places the organism in Eukaryota, Metazoa, Chordata, Actinopteri, Osmeriformes, Osmeridae. The transcript has 11 exons. The coding region runs from base 492 to 2549 and encodes 685 amino acids. Gene Ontology annotation, molecular function: zinc ion binding; metalloendopeptidase activity. The record is from RefSeq and is a predicted model, not a curated record. Gene Ontology annotation, biological process: extracellular matrix organization; proteolysis; collagen catabolic process. Gene Ontology annotation, cellular component: extracellular matrix.